AUGGAGUUUGCUGAAGAGCAUCCCGAGGCCGAGGUUCUAGGCAUGGAUCUUUCAGCUACGCAGCCAGAAUUUACACUGCCAAAUGUGAAGUUUGAGAUCGAUGAUCUAGAAGAAGAGUGGACGUACUCUCGGCCCUUCGAUUACAUCCAUAGCCGGAUGAUGACCUCAAGCGUCGGAGACUGGAAAGUAUACCUGAAAAAGUGUUUUGAUAAUCUUACACCUGGCGGGUACGUGGAACUCAACGAAAUCGAUCUCAAUCCCGGCUGUGACGACGACACCCUCAAGGCCGACUCUGUGCUCUACAAGUUCGUCCACUUGUGGGGAGAAGCUGCUGCAAUUUUUGGGCGACCUUUUCAAGAUAUCAAAGCCUUGAAAGAUGUACUGGUCGAAGUAGGGUUUGAGGACGUGUACAUCCAGAGAUUCAAAUGGCCGAAUAAUCCUUGGGCAAAGGAUAAGAAGCAUCGAGAGCUGGGGUAUUGGAAUUACGACAAUUUUGCCGCUGGCUUGGAAGGAUUUGUUAUGGCUCCUCUCACAAGAGCACACAAUUGGACGCCCCAAGAGGUUACGGUGCUGUGUAUGGAGGUGCGGAAGGAAAUGAACAACCCGAACGUUCAUUCCUAUUCUUCUAUUUGGUCGAUCUACGGAAAGAAGCCUGAGAAGGUGGCGACUCCAGAUCAUUAA
Molecule: messenger RNA, 681 nt
Organism: Colletotrichum orchidophilum
Lineage: Eukaryota; Fungi; Ascomycota; Sordariomycetes; Glomerellales; Glomerellaceae
Exons: 5
Coding region: 1-681 (226 amino acids)
Source: RefSeq, a predicted model, not a curated record